Molecule: messenger RNA, 624 nt
Organism: Aphanomyces astaci
Lineage: Eukaryota; Oomycota; Saprolegniomycetes; Saprolegniales; Verrucalvaceae
Exons: 3
Coding region: 8-586 (192 amino acids)
Molecular function (GO): GTP binding; GTPase activity
Source: RefSeq, a predicted model, not a curated record
AUCCACCAUGCAGCGCAAAAAGUCGCAAGUGAACAACCACCAAGACAGCGACGACGGGGGGGCUGCUCCACCGUCCAACAAUGUACUUCGCAUCAAAGUCAUCUCGAUGGGGGACGGCGGCGUGGGCAAGAGCUGUGUGAUCAAGCGGUACUGCGAAGAAAAGUUUGUGACCAAGUACAUUUCCACGAUCGGCAUCGACUACGGCGUCAAACCCGUCAAGAUCAACGGGUCCGAAGUCCGCGUCAAUUUUUGGGACUUGUCGGGGCAGCCCGAGUUUCUCGAAGUCCGCAACGAGUUUUACAAAGACACGCAGGGAGGGAUCUUGAUGUUUGACGUGUCGUCGCGCCGGACAUUUGACGGGCUGGAUGGGUGGUUGAAAGAGGCGGCCAAGUACGGCGGCGGCAAGUUUCCGUGCGUCGUGUGUGGCAAUAAAGUGGACAAAUUGCGCCUGGUCAAGGAGGACGAGGCGGCGGCAUGGGCGUCCUCCAAGGGCUACGAGUACUUUGAAACGUCCGCGCAGACAGGAGCCAACGUGGCCGAAGCGCUGCACCACCUCUUCCACCUUGUCGUGGCCCGUGUCAAGUAGACAAUUCAUCGCUGUGAAUUUGUUUUUUAAAUCCUAUU